AUGCUAACAAUACCAACUACAGGGGAAGGGAAGAGUGCUCUGUUAGUGAGUGUAUUCUAUGGCUGGCUGGACUGUGUCAAGCAUCUUGUGGAAACUGUGGGCCUCGAUCCAAAAGGUACAGUCAACAAGGCUGGUGACACCCCACUCUCUCUGGCCUGUGCUAAUGGCCACUUGGACACAGUCAAGUAUCUUGUGAACGAACAUAAUUGUGAUCCUAGAAGGUCAGUCAACAAGGCUGGUGACACUCCGGCCUACAAAAACAGACACUUGGAGACUAUCAAAUAUCUCGCUCAAGAACGCCAGUGUGACUCAAAAUUUGCAGUGAAUGAGGCUAGAGACACUCCUCUCUCCCUUACAUGUUCCCGUGGUGACCUGGAGAUGGUCAAGGCUCUCAUCAACAAGCAUGUUGAUACAAAUAAGCCAGUCAACAAGGCUUGUGACACCCCACUCUCUCUGGCCUGUGCUAAUGGCCACUUGGACACAGUCAAGUAUCUUGUGAAUGAACAUCGUUGUGAUCCUAGAAGGUCAGUUAACAAGGCUGGUGACACCCCACUCUCUCUGGCCUACAAAAACAGACACUUGGAGACUAUCAAAUAUCUCGCUCAAGAACAUCAGUGUAACCCAAAAUUUGCAGUGAAUGCUGCAGUGAAUGCUGGAGACACUCCUCUCUCCCUUGAGUGUUCCCGUGGUAACUUGAAGAUGGUCAAGGCUCUCAUCAACAAGCAUGUUAAUCCAAAUAGUGUUCUCUUGCUAGCAGUAAAGCAUGAGCAAGACUCAAGAGUGGAGUUUUUUCUGGCAGAAUGUCAUUGUGAUCCGAAUGUGACCGACAAAGAAGGCAAGACACCUCUCGAUUUGGCCAAUAACCCUAAGAUCAUAAAGCUCCUCUUGAAACACGGAGCCAAGGCUGCCAAUGUCUACAAGAAACACAGCAAGCUCAUCGGAAAGCUCUCCUCCGAGCGACCCCCACACCUUCCUCUGUCUGUGCUCAUCAUUGGUGAUGGUGGUGUGGGGAAGAGCACUCUGUUGAAAUCCAUUCUGAACCCAAAAGGCUUUUGGUCUAAACUACGGAAAGCAAAACCCGUAGAUGGCAUCGAUGCGAGGACAGUGGGGAUCAUACCGUACGAAAUAUACACCAAAGAGUUUGGGAGAAUCAUCUACUUUGAUUUUGCUGGUCAGAAAGAGUUUUACACGAGCCACUGUGCCAUUCUGGAGAAUGCUGUUCAAACCUCACCACCCAUCAUUAUCCUCUGUGCUAAGCUUGUAGAAAGUGAGCAGGCGAUCAUUGAUUCCAUGUAUCGUUGGUUGACCCUCGUCCAAAACCAGUGUAGCAAUCUGAAAGGCAAAGCACACGUGAUAGUAGUUGGUAGCCAUGCCGACCAGGUAAAGGAAAUGGGAGAAGAUCCACAAGUCAAAGAGAGUAUCUUUGCCUCCAUUAUCAAGCAAUUCCCAAAGUUCAAGUUUAAAGAGUUCAUUCCAAUGGAUUGCCGCUUUGCUGAUUCAAAUGAUAUGACAAAAGCAAGAAAACAGAUUCAGAAAAGCUCCGCUCUUCUCCGCUCUCCAGAAUCCAUCAGCCUGAAUGCUCACACCUUUUACAUCUACCUUGCCGAAAGCUUCAAAGAUGAACUCGCAGUUUCAUUGAAGGUUGUUCAACAGCGAAUACACAGCGAUCUAGACCAAACACACGAGUCAGAGAAAAUGGCAGACAUUCUUUCUUUCAUUCCGACCACCCUCAACCGUCUAGUUGAUAUCUGUGGCCAGUUAAGCAAGGUGGGGCUUUUGCUGUUUCUUCCCAAUGAUUCCUCAUAUGAAAAUUCCUUUCUGAUCUGUGACUCUAAACAAUUGCUGUCUGAUGUCACUGGGACAGUGUUUGCUCCUGAGCACUUUCGUCAGCACUGUGAUCUCGCCUCAAGCACUGGAGUGGUGCCUUUUUCCAAGUUUAAAAAAGCCUUCAGUAACUACGACACAGAAAUGCUGAUUGCUUUCAUGACACACUUAGAGCUGUGCUUUGAAAUCAAAGACAAGCAAGUUCUAGAGUACAUUCAGAAGAUGGAGCCAGACCUAGACGACACUCGCUACCUCUUCUUCCCCGGGCUAAUCAGGGUAGAAACCCCCGAGCGUGUGUGGGAGGAAGACCCUUUCAUGAGCUACCACUUUGGAUGGAUACUCGAAACCUCUCAGAAUACACAUUUUUACGAUCCUUGCUGUCUUCAGGUCCUCAUUCUGAGGAUAGUGUUCACGUUCGGCCUUGCCCCUGCUAGCAAAGUAUUGCAUGAUAUCCCUUCCCUGCAGAAAUUCUGUUUAUUGUGGAAGAGUGGAAUCUGCUGGUGCAACGAUGAUGGGAUCAUCACACACCUCGAGCUUUGUAACAAUAAAUCUUUCACUACCGUAUAG
This is a messenger RNA of Halichondria panicea, 2391 nucleotides long. RefSeq lists its product as uncharacterized. The record is from RefSeq and is a predicted model, not a curated record. Lineage: Eukaryota; Metazoa; Porifera; Demospongiae; Suberitida; Halichondriidae. The transcript is spliced from 8 exons. Bases 1 to 2391 code for a protein of 796 amino acids. Gene Ontology annotation, molecular function: protein binding.